AACACAAAUUGUAAUAAUCACACGCGCCAUGUAUACACGCGCCACCUCAUCAUCAACUUUUCUCUCGCCGGAUUUUCCCCCACCAGUGCACCCGUUCCCGGACGAACUGGCCCUGACGGAGUUGGAAUCGCUUCUGAACUGUAACAACUCGGAGAUAAUAAGCUUCAACAAGAGUAGUAGCAGCGGUAGUUACAAUAGUGAGCAAGGGUCGGUGAUGCAGAGGAGCGUUAGCAGCCACUCUCUCCAUAAGAAUCCCUUCUCUGCUCUCUUGGCUGAGUUGUUCGACGACGACGCUCCUCUUAGGAGAGUUUGCAGCACCGGUGAUCUCCACGGGACUCAUGGCGGCAUCAUGCAUAACAAUAAUGAAUCAGCUGAUAGUCCAUUGUCAAGUGAAAGCAGCAUGAUCAUUGAAGGAAUGAGUAGAGCAUGUAGGUAUAGCCCUGAGGAGAAGAAACUCAGGAUUGAGAGGUAUAGAACCAAGAGAAACCAAAGAAACUUCAACAAGAAAAUUAAGUAUGUUUGCAGGAAGACUUUAGCAGACAGCAGGCCGCGCAUUAGAGGACGAUUCGCGAGGAACGACGAAAUUGACAAGAAUCCUUCAUCAGUUCAUCAAUGGAAUCAUCACAUUGGUGCUGGAGCAGAGGAAGACGAAGAAGAUCAAAACUGGGUCAGUAUCUUUGAUUCACUAGUUGCUGCAAAUACGGAUCAAGAGUCCCAGGACAGUUCUUCCUUCGGUUUAUUGUAUUAGAAAUUAGAAUAAGUGGUGCUGCUUCAUAAAUUCUAGUUUGAUUUGAUUUCCAUGUUUAUUAGUUUUGUUGUAGCUAGUGAACUUUAGCAUAGAUCAAGGUACUAAUGUAAAUAUACUUACUACUUAUUAUUCCAACCAUGUGCAUGUUGACUUUAAUUGAGGGUGAAAUUUUUUAUUGCCCUAUACCUUUUAUCAUAUUAGCAAAG
Molecule: messenger RNA, 954 nt
Organism: Arachis stenosperma
Lineage: Eukaryota; Viridiplantae; Streptophyta; Magnoliopsida; Fabales; Fabaceae
Product: zinc finger protein CONSTANS-like
Exons: 3
Coding region: 29-748 (239 amino acids)
Biological process (GO): regulation of flower development
Cellular component (GO): nucleus
Molecular function (GO): protein binding
Source: RefSeq, a predicted model, not a curated record